GUGGAGGUCAGUUCCCGGCGUGCUGUGCGGCUCCAUGCUGAUGUCCUAAAGAUGCCGAUGAAGGGGAAGUUCCCGAUCCGCCGGACCCUCCAGUAUCUGCAGAGCGGGGAGAUCAUCUUCAAGGAUCCGGUCCGGAUCAUGACUGUCAACUACAACAGCCGGGGGGAGCACGGCCUGGGGGCCAGGAAUUUUGUGUUCUUUAAUAUCCCUCAAAUCCAAUAUAAGAAUCCGUGGGUCCAGAUCGUGACCUUCAAGAACAUGACCCCCUCCCCGUUCCUGCGCUUUUAUUUAGAAAGCGGCGAGCAGAUCCUCGUUGACAUUGAGGACAAGAGUCACACGGAAAUUGUGCAGCACGUGAAGAAGAUCCUGGGGAAGACCGAGGAAACGCUUAAAAUGGAAGAGAAAGCCAAGCUGGUGCUAUCCCACCCGGCCCACUUCGGCCCGAAGAAGUACUACUUGCGGGAGUGCAUGUGCGAGGUGGAGGGGCCAGGUGCCCUGCCCGGGAAAGGUGCCGCUGCCCAACGAGAUGACCGGAAAAUACAAGAAUAAAACUGAAAGCUGAGAGUGCGGUGUGA
Messenger RNA from Staurois parvus, 575 nucleotides. Lineage: Eukaryota; Metazoa; Chordata; Amphibia; Anura; Ranidae. The record is from the annotation of a GenBank genome assembly.